UAGCUCAACACAUCAACCAAUGACAGCGCUUCUCUCAAAUUUUAGGCAGAACAACACGGAAGGUCGUCUCUGAUUGGCUGAGGUGCAGCAGCUGAAAACAACGUAGCCCGCUGCUGCUGCUGUUGCUUCUUCAAGAGUCAGAUUUGAAGUCUCCAGAUUUGCUGCGGUACACAGGGUCAGUGCACAACAGCCAUGCAGGCUCAGGAAGUCCUGAGACAGCUGCGGAUUCCCGAGCUGGAUGAAAUUCGGCAGUACUUGCGCGGAUUGCCCGCCAACACACUCAUGGGCAUGGGUGCCUUCGCUGCCAUCACCACCUACUGGUUUGCCAGCCGGCCAAAAGCCCUCAAACCACCUUGUGACCUUGGCCAGCAGUCACUGGAAAUACCAAGUGGAGAACGUGCAAGAAGGUCAGUGCUGACUGACAGCGAUGAGCUCAUGACACACUACUACGAUGAUGCACGAACAAUGUAUGAGGUGUUCCUACGAGGGCUCAGAGUAUCAAAUGAUGGACCCUGUUUAGGAUCGAGAAAACCAAACCAACCUUACGAGUGGCAGUCAUACAGAGAGGUGGCAAACAGAGCGGAGUACAUCGGCUCUGCUCUUCUUCACAGAGGACACUCUCAUACAGGAGACAAGUUCGUCGGCAUCUUCUCCCAGAACAGACCAGAGUGGACCACUUCAGAGCUGGCUUGUUACACAUACUCCCUCGUGGCAGUUCCACUGUACGACACACUUGGCACGGAGGCCAUUGGCUACAUUCUCGACAAAGCUGCCAUCUCGUCAGUGAUCUGUGACAUACCCGAAAAGGCUCAGAUGAUUCUAGACUGUGUCAGUAAAAAAGGGCGAACGGUAAAGACGAUUGUGCUCAUGGAGGCCUUCGACAGCGACAUGGUGUCCCGCGGACAGGAGUGUGGUGUUGAGAUCCUGAGCAUGAAGGAGUUUGAGGCCUUAGGUAAAACAAACCACAAAGACCCAGUGCCCCCUAAACCAGAGGACCUCGCACUUAUCUGCUUUACAUCUGGAACCACAGGAAACCCAAAAGGUGCAAUGCUUACUCAUCGAAAUGUCAUCUCCAACACUGCAGCUUUCAUUAAAAUAACAGAGGGCUCACUGAAGCCCAGCACUAAAGAUGUGCUCAUCUCCUUCCUCCCUUUGGCCCAUAUGUUUGAGAGGGUGGUGGAGGGUGUCAUCCUCAUCCAUGGGGCUCGUAUCGGAUAUUUCCAAGGAGACAUUCGGCUUUUGAUGGAUGAUUUGAAAACGCUGCAGCCAACAGUCUUCCCUGUGGUCCCACGUCUCCUCAACCGCAUGUUUGAUAAGGUGUUUGGUCAAGCUAACACGCCACUGAAGAGAUGGCUGCUUGAUUUCGCUUUUAGGAGGAAGGAGGCAGAGCUUCGUAGCGGUGUGGUCAGAAAGGACAGCAUGUGGGACAAACUCAUCUUCAAGAAAGUACAGGCGAGCCUGGGUGGACGUGUGAGGCUCAUGAUUACAGGAGCAGCACCGGUGUCCCCGACCAUCCUGACAUUCCUACGAGCUGCUCUGGGCUGUCAGUUUUAUGAAGGCUACGGCCAGACUGAAUGUACAGCCGGGUGCACCAUGUCGAUGCCUGGAGACUGGACAGCCGGUCACGUCGGGCCUCCUCUGCCCUGCAACUAUGUCAAACUGGUGGAUGUGGCAGAAAUGAAUUACCUGGCAGCCAACGGAGAGGGAGAGGUGUGUGUCAAAGGACCAAAUGUAUUUCAGGGAUACCUGGAAGACCGUGAGAGGACAGCUGAGGCAAUUGACCAGGACGGAUGGCUGCACACAGGGGACAUUGGGAAAUGGCUUCCUGUAAGCAAAACCCUGAUGAUCUCUGACUAUUGUACCGAACGUAUGAAGCCAAGUGGCUUAACGUUGUUAUGUUUCUCAUCUGGUUCAUUGCAGAACGGCACUCUGAAGGUCAUUGACAGAAAGAAGCACAUUUUCAAGCUGGCACAAGGAGAAUACAUCGCCCCCGAGAAAAUAGAAACCGUCUAUAAUCGUAGUGAUCCAGUGGCUCAGAUAUUUGUUCAUGGUGAUAGUUUACAGGCAUGUCUGGUGGGAGUCGUGGUACCUGAUCCUGACUUUUUACCUAUUUGGGCCAAGAACAAAGGAAUUGAAGGAUCCUACUCUGAUCUGUGCAAAAACAAGGAUGUAAAGAGCGCCAUUCUGGAGGACAUUCUGAGGCUGGGCAAAGAAGCAGGACUCAAGUCUUUUGAACAGGUGAGAGAUAUCAUGUUACAUCCUGAGAUGUUUUCUGUCCAGAACGGCCUGCUGACGCCCACCCUGAAAGCCAAAAGGGUCGAGCUCCGGAGUCACUUCAGAGACCAGAUUGAUGAACUUUAUGCCAAAAUCAAGAUGUGAGCUUGGAUCGAGAAGUAGAGAAGGUUACAAUCAUGUAGAGCACAGCCAGAACCAAAUAGUUUAUUGAAGAGGACAUCCCUCUAUUUCCCUGCCAGUGACAACUUUGUGGAGACUGCCUUUGAACAAAUCUCAGUUUGAAACGUUUUGUUCCAGUUUCAUCUUGUAAUUGUACCACUAGAUUUCUGCUGCUGUCACUGGCUGAUAAUUCAGAACUUGUCAUCAUGUUACUGGUUUUAUUUAUCCAAGGAUAAGGGUUGAAAUACAUAAAGGGGAGAUGUGACUUGCUCAUGCCUUAACUGCCAAAAAUCUGACUACUUGAUGGUCAGAAACGUCCGGCCUCUGAACACAUUUCUGAUCAUUUUUCAUUAUUGGGAGCUGGGAGACUUUAAACAUGCUUUUCCAACAGUGACACAUAUUACCUAUUUAUAUACCAGACUAAUGUUUUGGUUAUCUAUUUAAACUGAUAUUUAAUGUAACCAUUAAACCUGUAAAUAGUGUAUUUGCUGAAAAGUAAUAUGUGUUUGUAUCAUGCCUGAUAUUCUGUAUUAUUAAUUCCCAGCAUUCCCAUGUUUCUCAAAGCUGCAGGCUACAGGACGGCCAAUAAGCCUGUUUUACAACACAAUGUAGUGAAAAGCCUAUUGGGAACCAUGUUGCUCGACAGAUGUUAUGUCUUUUUUGGUUGGUUUUUUGUUUUUUUUCUGUUAACAAUGCAUGGGAAAUAUUGAAUGUUACUAUACUUUUUAGGUGUCCUUUCAAAUUUCAGUGCCACAAGCUGCAGGAUAAAGCUGCAAACUGCCAUUUGUGUGAUGCGCAAGUCUUCAGGGCAAAUAUCUGCCGAUAGUGGUAUCACAGUUCAUUUUAACAAGUCAGUUUUUUCAAAAUUAAUUCCACGUCCUCGUCUGCAUUUUGCAUUAACAUUUCACUGAUGGUCGAUAAUCCAGCAGUUUUACGUUGAACGGAGCAGCAUUUCAGCUGCUUGACAUUGUGAGUUCAGAUGUUUUGACUGAAUUAUGAUCAAUACGCACAUCUAAUUAUGUCGAGGCCUUCUUGACAGUUAAAGCCAUAUUGUUUCAGUUUGUUUUGUUUUUUUUAAAGGAAUCUAUGAUAAGAAAAGGGCAAAGGUGCAGUUUUGUGCUGGAGUUAUAAGUACAGUAUCUAUAUUUGUCAACUGUAACAAAUAAACACUUUCUUCAUAAA
Molecule: messenger RNA, 3576 nt
Organism: Thunnus maccoyii (southern bluefin tuna)
Lineage: Eukaryota; Metazoa; Chordata; Actinopteri; Scombriformes; Scombridae
Gene: acsl1a
Product: acyl-CoA synthetase long chain family member 1a
Exons: 20
Coding region: 193-2379 (728 amino acids)
Biological process (GO): long-chain fatty-acyl-CoA biosynthetic process; very long-chain fatty acid metabolic process; long-chain fatty acid metabolic process
Cellular component (GO): membrane; endoplasmic reticulum
Molecular function (GO): arachidonate-CoA ligase activity
Source: RefSeq, a predicted model, not a curated record